Molecule: messenger RNA, 1251 nt
Organism: Orbilia oligospora ATCC 24927
Lineage: Eukaryota; Fungi; Ascomycota; Orbiliomycetes; Orbiliales; Orbiliaceae
Exons: 2
Coding region: 1-1251 (416 amino acids)
Source: RefSeq, a predicted model, not a curated record
AUGGCGGCAGCUCAGGUUUUUAUUAAUCCGUUUAAAACGAAAUUCGAGAAAAAGCCGAUACUCGUGGCGCCGGAAUUGGUAUUUAUCGACGAAGAAGCAGAGUCGGACGUUACGGAACCAGAGGCUGAGGCCGCAAACCCAAUGGAUACUUCACGGCCAAGCUCCGCAGUUGGCCCAUUGGACGAAGGGAGAACCCAAAAUGGUGUGGGAUCAAGCGACGAUACUGUCCCCGUACCCAAAUUGGACUCUAGCCCGAUAGUGGAAGCUGAUAAGCCAGAGAGUUCGAAUAAAUCAACAUCCGGAGAAACAAUAGCAGCGGUGGAGCCGGCCAAAAGGGUAAAGCUUGAUAUACCACCAAAGAAUCCCGCUAUGGAUGGAAAGUUCUCUACCAAAGACCGGAUACCACCACGUAUUCGGAGAGCAAGUACCAGUAUUUUCUCCCAUUCGACGACAGAAGCGCCCCAAUUGAAAUCUCCAAUGCAUUCUCCAUCACAAUCCCCACAACCCCAGCCUCGUUCUAAUAGGCUGUUCAGUAUGCCCGAUGUUCGUGCAGAGUCCCUAAGUCCCCCACCAAUACUUCGCCGUUCCUCCACACUACGUACUGGGCCUCCACCACCCCCAAAACCACUAUUCCGAGGACUUCAGAGGCGGCCAACUACCCCUGCAGAGUCGCAAGGUACCCGGCCAGUCCAAAGGGUUGGCUCGAUUAGCCUACCGUCUCUGGAUAUUAAACAAAAUUCUAGAGGACGGAUAUGCCGUGAGAGCGAGCUCCUACUAGAUCUCUUUAACAUCUUUAGAGACCAAUGGCCUGACAGACCGUACGCGGUAAUGAACCAAUUACGCAAUUCCCUUCUCCUAUCAUUGGCGGUAUUUGACGACGAUUAUGCAAAACCCCCAUUUGCAUCAGAACACGGUGGAGCUUCAUCGAUAAAACAAGUUGUAAGUAGGUUUCGCCGAAUAAGAGAAGGAAAAGAAACAAUAGAUUUAUGUCUCGUCAUCUGGGAACCUACAUUUAUGAGUUACCGGGAACAAAGUGUUUUGCAGGAGACCCACAGAUAUAAACCAAGAUAUUCUGGGAGAUCAAACGACUGGCAAGGAGCACAGAAGGUGAUAUGGUAUCCUUCGUGGGAGCCCACGACGAACGUCCCGGAAGGCAUGGCGGACAGGUUUUCGAGCGAAAGAGAUAGGAUAUGGAAGCAAGAUAAGGAAUUGACAUUUGAGACUGUAGUAUCCGACGGGGAUUGGUGUUAA